Messenger RNA from Culicoides brevitarsis, 1233 nucleotides. RefSeq lists its product as uncharacterized. Bases 13 to 1233 code for a protein of 406 amino acids. NCBI's taxonomy places the organism in Eukaryota, Metazoa, Arthropoda, Insecta, Diptera, Ceratopogonidae. The record is from RefSeq and is a predicted model, not a curated record. The transcript has 5 exons.
CACGUUCAUUACAUGAGAUUAAAAAAAUUUCAAAAUCUCAGUGAAAAAAUGGUGUCGUUACCGAAAAAGUGCUGCUUUUACUGCGAAUUACAAACGGGCGGCGUAAUUUUAGGAUGGAUUGGCGUGGCAACUGCUGUAUUUUCCGUGAUCCUUGCCAUGAUCGGAAUUGCCUUUUUGCAGGAGCUGUCAGAAGCAUUAAACGAAUAUCCACACGAAAACAUCACAGAUCAUCAUCCUCCAUCAGUUUAUCCUCAUACAGUUGCUGGUUCCUUCCUUUUUGUGAUGUUAAUCAGCUUCAUAAUCCUGAAUCUCGUGGCUCUGGCGGCAUCAAUUUGUCUCAUCAUGGGCUCCAUCAAGAACAAACACAUGCUUCUGAUUCCGUGGAUGGUUAGCGAAAUGGGCAGUAUCAUAAUCCUCGCUCUCGGAUUUAUCGUGGAUCUCAUUAGCAUCGAUGUCGAAGGUGUGCCCGUGUCAGAAAAAGUUCUUGGAUUCGUUGCUACGCUGUCAGUACUUGUGCUCGAUAUUUAUUUGUGGUUGUGCAUUUAUGCGUUGUACAAGAAAAUCAAACAUGAAACCACGCAACCGAUGGAGAGUGAGAUGGUGACGAAUGAUCGGAUUAACGAUGGGUUGCCAGCUUACAAGAAUUUAGCUUACAGUUUAAUUUUUGGAUGUAUUGGCAUCAUAAGUUCUCUAACUUGGAUAAUAUUUUUGAGCUAUCCGAGAUUUUCAAGAUUUGAAUUUCCUUUCUUUGAAAUUUUCUACUAUCUGGAACAUCGUAUAAUUCCGCCUUACGUUUUAUUGACUUUGAUUCUCAUAUAUAACUUUACGGUCCUCUUUUCGUCAAUUUAUAUGAUCAAAGGAUAUCUUCAAAACGAUCAUUAUUGUUUAGUUCCACGAUUAUGGACUGACAUUGUUGGAAUUGUGACAUUAAUAUUGAUAUUUUGUGACAUUUUGGGUAAAGAUGUUCAUGGAGGAUUGCUCGAUAAAUUCGAAAAGAGCAUUUUGGUAUUUUUAUGUCUUGCAUUCGAUAUUUAUACGUGGAUUUGUAUUUAUAGUCUUUUCAACAAAAUUGAGGAUGAAAAGAUUCAAUAUGAGAAGUUCAAUGCAAUGGCAGAUAACAUCGGGCGAAAAUUGGUUGAUCUUCCUCCAAAAUAUGAAAUUGAAGUGCAGUGUAAAAAAGAAUUAAAAGAAGAUGAAGAUAAAAUUAAUUUACUAUUCAAAGGAUUAGUUUAA